Molecule: messenger RNA, 2718 nt
Organism: Orbicella faveolata
Lineage: Eukaryota; Metazoa; Cnidaria; Anthozoa; Scleractinia; Merulinidae
Source: RefSeq, a predicted model, not a curated record
AUGUGGAAUGAUACGACACUGCAACCUCUUGGAUCCUGUCGCAUCAUUAUUCAAAACCCGAAGAAUGGAAGGAAGUUCUCAGUGGAAUUCUUAGUUGUUGAGAAACAACUAACACCAAUCAUAGGAGUGCAGGCAGCUCAGCAAAUGGGCCUAAUUACCAUCAAUGAAGAAAAUCUCAAGAUUGCACAGCCACCUAAACGGACGAGGCCAGCAGUCAAGAGUCUCAGUACAACUGAAGAAAUUAUCAAGCAUCACCCUGCAGUGUUCCAACCAGAAUUAGGAACACUACCCGGAACGGUGCAUUUAGAAGUGGAUCAAAACAUCACUCCCGUAGUUGCGCCACCUAGGCGUGUACCAGCUUCACUCAAGGGCCAGCCGAAGCAGGAACUGGACCGUCUGCAAGAAAUAGGCAUUAUUGCUCCAGUAGACGAACCCACCCAAUGGGUCAGCGGUUUAGCUGUGGCAGUUAAGAAGACCGGAGCUUUGAGGAUCUGCCUAGACCCCAGACCAUUAAAUACAGCACUUAGAAGAGAGAGAUAUCAGCUACCUGUGCUAGAGGACAUACUUCCUGAGCUGUCUGAAGCACGAGUCUUUUCCACAGUCGACCUAAAAUCUGGUUACUGGCAUUGUGUCUUGGCACCAGAAUCAAGUGUCCUUACAACAUUUGCCACUCCCUAUGGCAGGUACCGUUGGUGUCGUCUACCUUUUGGUCUAUCCGCAUCGUCAGAGAUAUUCCAGAAACAUCUACACCAUGCCCUCGAGAACCUGGAAGGAGUCCUGUGUAUUGCAGACGACAUCCUGAUCUGUGGAAAGGGGCAAAAUGAUGACGAAGCUACCUCAAACCAUGACGAGAACCUGGAGAAGCUGCUUCAAAGAUGUCUAGAUUACGGCAUAGUUCUGAACGCAGACAAGAUGAAACUGCGCCAAAAAGAGGUUCCUUACAUGGGUCACCUGUUAUCGAGCGAUGGUCUGAAACCUGACCCCGCUAAGGUGGAGGCUGUAACCAAAAUGCCUAGACCAGAAGACGUGGAAGGAGUUCAAAGGCUCAAUGGCUUCGUAAACUACUUGGCGAAGUUCCUUCCCAAGCUUUCGGAAAUCAUGGAGCCCAUACGUCGCCUGACAAGAAAAGACACACAAUGGCAAUGGUCCGAGGAGCAGGACAGCGCAUUCCAGAAGAUACAACACAUGGUCACACAAGCUCCAGUGCUGAGCUAUUAUGACCCUUGCAGUGAGCUCACUAUCCAAUGUGAUGCGAGUCAAAGUGGCCUCGGAGCAGCUUUACUUCAGAAUGGCCGACCCAUUGAGUACGCAAGCCGAGCGUUGACAGGGACAGAGAAACGAUACGCGCAAAUUGAAAAAGAGAUGCUAGCUAUCGUUUUCUCUCUUGAGCGAUUCAACCAGUAUACAUUUGGUCGACAUGUCAAUGUGGAAAGUGACCACAAACCACUAGAAGUGAUUCUUCAGAAGCCGCUUUCACGUACACCAAGGCGAUUACAGUCAAUGAUGAUGAGACUGCAGAAGUAUGACUUCACCGUCCACUAUGAGCGCGGUAAAAACAUGCACCUGGCCGACACGUUGUCGCGAGCUUUCCUCCCGUUUGAAGGUGAUAAUGAGGACGACCUAGAGUUUGUGAACAUGGUCAACUAUGUACCCAUUUCUGACAAGCACAUCACUGAAAUUAAGGCUGAAACUUGGAAAGAUCAUUCUUUACAAAGUUUAUCUGAAACCAUUCUCAAAGGCUGGCCAGAAGAAAAGAAACUUGCCCCUGAACUGACUCACCCAUAUUUUGAUAUGCGGGAUGAGUUGACUCUUCAAAAUGGAUUGAUUUUCAAAGCAAAUGCUGUGGUGAUCCCUAAGAAUCUUCGUGCAGACAUGAAAGCAAGAAUUCAUGCCUCCCAUUUAGGAACAGAGUCAUGUCUAAGAAGAGCACGUGAAUGUAUCUACUGGCCCGGAAUGUCGGCUGAAAUCAAGCAGUACAUCUCAGGAUGCGAGAUAUGCAGGGAGUUCGAUACAACGUCGCAACCCAAUGAGUCCUUGAUGAGCCACGAGGUCCCCUCUCGGCCCUGGGAGAAGGUAGGCGCUGACAUCUUUACGCUGGAUGGUAAAGACUAUUUGGUUACCAUCGACUACUACAGCAACUUUUGGGAGGUAGACAGGUUACCAGACACCAAGGCAACCACAGCCAUCCUGAAGCUGAAAAGCCACUUCUCCCGCUAUGGAAUACCUGAUCAAGUCGUGAGCGACAAUGGUCCACAAUUCACCUCCAAAGAAUUUGUGUCAUUCGCAAAGACCUGGGACUUUGAGCACCUAACCAGCAGUCCCGGGAACAGUAAGGCUAAUGGCAAGGCAGAGUCUGGAGUAAAGACAGCCAAGCGUCUCCUACGGAAGUCUAUCAAGGCUGGGACUGAUCCAAGCACUGAAGCCUCAAAUUCGCAGUUGAGACAAAUCUCCGCAGCACAGAGCGAGGAUGUACAUAGUAUGAAAGACAAACAACAGCUGCCGAAGAGACGUUUUGACAAGUCAAAGAAGAACCGGAAAUCAGAAGAAAAGCUUGGAAAAACAUGCAAAUUUUGUGGUCAAAUUCAUGUUUUUGAAAAAGGCAAGUGUCCCGCGUGGGGAGCCACAUGUGCUAAAUGUAAAGGAAGAAAUCAUUUUGCCUCAAAAUGUAACAGCAAGGUCCACAGUAUGAGAGGAGUCCGAAGAAUCAGAAGAAAGUGA